AUGACCUUCACAAGGGCUUCCAUCCUCCUUGUUGGUCCGGGAGCGUCCUCCCCGCCGGGCUGGUCCUGCCGCUCUGGCCGCCGUUCACCCGAUUCCAGGCGAGUUUCCCGGGUUUCGGCACCACUUGUUGCCUUUAGAGGCGUGACGACCUGGUUCAGGAACGGCACGGCGACCCUCCCCAGGUCGCUCGGGCCAUCAGCUCACAGACACCAAUGUGGUGGACGGCAAAUGGCGUUUAUUGGUGAACGACACGGCAUUAUACAGCUUGGGUUUGCAGCGUCUCCUGAAAGUGAAGACAUCAUUGCUUCUGCUCAGUGCAUCUUGGACAGAGAAACUUCUUUUGUGGGGGAGGUAGACAGAUAUUUGAAGCACAAUGAUUUAUUAAAUCGGAGAAAGAAGGAGAUCCUGCACAAGAAAUGGCUCAAGAAUGUUUCAGAGCCACUGCUGUGGAAAAUCAAGGACAAAAUGGACAGCCAGUCAAGCGAAGAAAUACGGAAAAGGAAAGAAGAACAACUCUCUCUCUAUUUAAACUACUGUAACAAGAAGGGCUAUGUGGCUUUGGAUGUUUAUGACCCGUCAGAGUACGAUCCACUCUUCCUAAGGACACGUACAGACUGCUGGAAGGUUUCAGUACCAGCUUCACAGGAUCCUCUGUUGGAAGGCAUUCAAAGAAAGUUUAUUAAGACAGGCAUUAUCAAGCAGUGUGAGACAGGAAGACCGUGGUCUAUCAGAGAGCUGAAUGAACUCAGUAAAGCAGAACUGCCACUGCUUCCUUUGAGCCGGCAAUGUAUGGAUGCAGUCAAGUGGCUGAAGAUACCACACGCCUACAUUGCUAGUGAGGCCCACCAAACGAAGAGGUAA
Molecule: messenger RNA, 861 nt
Organism: Mesitornis unicolor (brown roatelo)
Lineage: Eukaryota; Metazoa; Chordata; Aves; Mesitornithiformes; Mesitornithidae
Gene: FAM228B
Product: family with sequence similarity 228, member B
Exons: 6
Coding region: 1-861 (286 amino acids)
Source: RefSeq, a predicted model, not a curated record